AUACGUCACGACGCCAUGACAUUAGUUUCGCAGAUCCCUUUUAGAUCGUGGAAGGAGUGGAACGUACUUUUCGUUAAUUCUGCUCCUCAAUAUACUGAUUUAUUCAAGAAUAUCAACCUAUUUUCAAAUUAAAAGUACUACAUAUCUGCAUGAGAAUGGCAUACCGUGAUCGCGAACGUGGUGACAGAAGAGGAGGUGGAGCACGCGGAGGUGGUCGUUUUGGUGGUCGGGAUGGAAGUAGUGGAGGUAGUAGAUUUGGUAGCAGUUCCAAUAGAGAUAAUAGUUUUGGAAACAAUAACUUUAAAAAUCGUCAACCUGGUGAACGGCUUCGUAAACCAAGAUGGGAUAUGAAUACGUUACAGCCAUUUAGAAAAGAUUUUUAUCAGCCGCAUCCUAAUGUAUCCACCCGAACUACACAUGCAGUUGAAGCUUAUCGUUCGGAUAAAGAGAUUACUGUAAAAGGAACAAACGUGCCAAGUCCGAACAUAUUCUUUGAAGAAGGUGGAUUCCCAGAAUAUGUUUUAAACGAAAUUCGCAGACAAGGUUUCGGAGAGCCAACCGCAAUUCAAGCACAAGGUUGGCCUAUUGCUCUGUCUGGCCGUGAUAUGGUUGGAAUUGCUCAGACAGGAUCUGGCAAAACAUUAGCAUAUAUUUUACCAGCCAUUGUACAUAUAAAUCAGCAACCUAGAUUAAAUCGUGGCGAUGGACCUAUAGCUCUUAUUUUAGCACCGACGAGAGAACUUGCACAGCAAAUUCAACAAGUUGCAUCAGACUUUGGGGUUUCGUCUCAAGUGAGAAACACGUGUAUCUUCGGUGGAGCUCCAAAAGGUCCUCAAGCUAGGGAUUUAGAGCGAGGUGUUGAAAUUUGUAUAGCAACACCAGGACGUCUUAUUGACUUCCUAGAACGUGGUACAACGAAUUUACGUAGAUGUACAUAUUUAGUACUAGACGAAGCCGAUAGAAUGCUUGACAUGGGCUUCGAGCCCCAAAUUAGGAAAAUUGUAGAACAAAUCAGACCCGAUAGACAAACUCUUAUGUGGUCAGCGACGUGGCCAAAAGAAGUUCGUAACCUUGCGGAAGAAUUUUUAACUGACUAUAUACAAAUUAACAUUGGUUCUCUGCAAUUAGCAGCUAAUCAUAACAUUCUUCAAAUUGUCGACGUAUGCGAAGAGUUUGAGAAAGAGGGUAAACUUAUGAAACUUUUGGAAGAAAUUUCAAACGAGCCAGAAAAUAAGACAAUUAUUUUUGUUGAAACCAAGAGGAAAGUGGACGAUAUAACGCGUGCAAUUAAUAGGUACGGAUGGCAAGCAAUUGGCAUCCAUGGAGAUAAAAGUCAACAAGAAAGAGAUUAUGUAUUAAAUCAAUUCCGGAAUAGCAGAUCUGCCAUUUUAGUAGCUACGGAUGUUGCAGCGAGAGGAUUAGAUGUGGAGGAUGUUAAGUUUGUGAUAAAUUUGGAUUAUCCGUCCAAUUCUGAAGACUAUGUGCAUCGUAUCGGACGUACGGGACGUUCACAGCGUACAGGAACCGCGUACGCAUUUUUCACACCUGGUAACGCACAUAAGGCUGGUGACUUAAUUCAAGUUCUGGAAGAAGCAAAACAAGUUGUGAAUCCUAAACUGUACGAAUUAUCAAGGAAUCCAGGCGUUUAUAAAAGAGGUCGUUAUGGUGGACGUAGUGGAGGUGGUAGUGGACGUGGUUCCGGAGGUCGUGGAGGAGGUUCUCGGGGUUCUCGAGGAGGCCGCGAUGGAGACAGAGGUGGACGGUUUGAUCGUUCGAACGGAGGCGGAGACCGAGGAAAUAAAUGGAAUGGAAAUAAUAGCAGUUUAACUUCAAAUAAAAAUUGUGGUAUAGGAGGAAGCAAUUACGGUAGUAAAACUUUCUCACAAAAUAGUUAUGGUGGAGCUUCUGGUGGUGGCUCCAGCAGUUACAGUCAGAAUGGCAGUGGGUACGGAGGAAGUGGGGGAGGAGGUGGUGGAAGUAGUUAUAGGCAACAAAAUGGUUAUUAAUUUAAAAACAAUUAAUUUUAAACAAAAGUUUUAUGUAAUAUAGUGAAAAAAAGAAAAGAAACAGAAGAAGCAAUGUCUUACUUGAAAUAGAACAUUUUCAAUAUAACAUGCUUCUUAUUUGAAUACAGAGUAAAAUACAUGUGGUAUUAUUGCCGAUGAUUGAUCAUAUUAACAAUUUCGGUUAUGUCGAUUCAAGGACAUUCAUAAGCAUUCUCUUUUUUUUAGUGAAAAAAGAAAAUAUAUAUGUAUAAGUGUAACAGUAGGUAGAUUAUUAUUAAUGACAACUUCUCAUUUAUGAUUCUUGCAACUGCAACUGUUUAUUCGCUCAAAACAGAAUUUAUUGUUUAUCGGUCUUAUAAAACUUACGAUUUAUUUUAUAUACAUCAAAAAAGAAGAAAUUUUAUUUUGCAAGAUCCAACAGCAAUGCCAGUUGGUAUUUGCUUCUUAAAGUAAAUCACCUUUAAGAAGCAAAAAGUUAUAUUAACUUAAAAAAUAAUUUAUAAUAAAUUGUUUUGUAAUAGAAAUUUAUUAAGUUGUAAGUGCAUGAAUCAUUAUUUAAAAACGUACAAUACAUUGCACUGUAUUAAACUUAAGAGGGUAUGGACACCCAGCGUAUUGUAGUAUUAAAAAUUUAAUAAAAUAGUAUAAGUAUGGAACCUAAA
Molecule: messenger RNA, 2668 nt
Organism: Osmia lignaria (orchard mason bee)
Lineage: Eukaryota; Metazoa; Arthropoda; Insecta; Hymenoptera; Megachilidae
Product: putative ATP-dependent RNA helicase DDX5
Molecular function (GO): nucleic acid binding; ATP binding; RNA helicase activity
Source: RefSeq, a predicted model, not a curated record